AUGAAAAAGGCGGGAGAUAGAAGUUGCGUAGGAAUUUAUUGUACAAAGAUGAUCACAUCAUCUGUUCUUGGCGGUCUUCGUGCUGCACGUACUUCCGUUAUUGUUACCAGAAAUCUAGCUGCUGCCUCAAAGGCUGCCGACCCAAUUCAACAGCUUUUUCUGGAUAAAAUCAGGGAAUACAAACAGAAGAGCGCCGGAGGCAAACUUGUUGGUGCCAGCCCUGCAGUAGAAAAGGAACUUAAAACUGAAUUGGAAAAACUUGAACGUCAGUACGGUGGAGGAUCUGGUGUAGACAUGACAGCAUUCCCAAGCUUUAAGUUCGAGGAUCCAAAACUGGACCCCAUUGAUGAACAGGCCGCAGCCAAGAAGUGA
Messenger RNA from Leptosia nina, 372 nucleotides. The record is from the annotation of a GenBank genome assembly. NCBI's taxonomy places the organism in Eukaryota, Metazoa, Arthropoda, Insecta, Lepidoptera, Pieridae.